Messenger RNA from Ambispora leptoticha, 978 nucleotides. The record is from the annotation of a GenBank genome assembly. NCBI's taxonomy places the organism in Eukaryota, Fungi, Glomeromycota, Glomeromycetes, Archaeosporales, Ambisporaceae.
AUGGAUACUGUAUUCGAAGACCCUGUAGGUACUUCAAACGCGACGAAACCAGAAAUACCUGGUUUUACAAAAACCUGUUGUAGAUGUCACUGCUCAAGAUCAAUAGAAGACUUUGUUAGAGUAAGAGGUACCGUCAUUCGAGAAUUCAAUAGUUGUAAUCGGUGCUCCGUUCAGAGGAAAAGUUACGCGCAUAAUAAUUCAACGGCUAGAAAAAGACGAAAAAUAGAUGAGCAAAAAGACAUAAGCGAACAAGUCAGUCACGUAAAUGAUUUAGAGAUUAUCACACCAACGUCAACAACUAAUAACACUAAUGUGAUAACAUGCCAAUCAGAUCAAAUUGAAAUGAUUGUACAUAGUAAUUUUGAAGAGGCCAGACAAAUAAACCAACCAAUUCAACUUGGCUUUCAUAUAACACUGGAACCCGACUUUAUUCAAAAGAUAUUUCCAAAUUCCCCGAGAAUUAGCAAGGAUGAGCUACGUCAGCUUGCAGAAAUAUUCGCGCAGAUUGUCAGUAAUGGGUCUACAUAUAGAUGGGAGAUUCGGGAUAUUUACAUAAGUUCAUUACACAUUGGACGUGGAUCUGUUUGGCUGGGUUGUUGCCAGAGUGACCUUCGAUCUUGGAAACCACCAGCCAAUAAAAUACAACCUCCACCACAACGAAUGAUGAAUAAUAAGGCGAGAAGAGGAAUACAAAGAUUCGCAUGUAAUGGACAAUUGAAACUUAAAUUUGAUUUGAUGAAUCAACAAGUCGGUUUAAAUAUUAGGCAUGAUAUUCAACAUGUUCCUCCUUCUUCCCCGGUUAAACCGCCCUUGUCGAAUGUGUUACAACUUGAUUCGUCUAACAUCAUCGAUCAAAGUUUGAUUGAACAAUCCUUUGUUGAACAUUCGUUAUCCGAGGAUUUGCUUAUGUCUGAUCAAGUCGUAGCAGUAUUGGAUGGACGUGCAUUGGGAGAACAUUUAGUGGUUGAAGAACAUUGA